This is a messenger RNA of Cyphomyrmex costatus, 4611 nucleotides long. It is a transcript of the gene Doa, whose product is annotated as CDC like kinase darkener of apricot. NCBI's taxonomy places the organism in Eukaryota, Metazoa, Arthropoda, Insecta, Hymenoptera, Formicidae. Bases 1278 to 3512 code for a protein of 744 amino acids. The transcript has 9 exons. The record is from RefSeq and is a predicted model, not a curated record. Gene Ontology annotation, molecular function: protein serine/threonine kinase activity; ATP binding. Gene Ontology annotation, biological process: regulation of RNA splicing; protein phosphorylation. Gene Ontology annotation, cellular component: nucleus.
AUGAUAAAAUUUAGAAAAGAAAUUUUAAUAACUGGAUAAAAGUUAACAAAGAUAACUCUACAAUUUCCUUCUUCUCUCACGUUGUUUCUUCUCAUGAUCACUUAUUAUUCUCUUCCGGAAUCUUCCGGAGAAGACUUGUGCUGUAAAACUCAACGUGUUGGCCAUUCUAAUAUCGCUAUCUGUCAAAAACAGUACCAGUCGUUAUUGAGUAUAUAAUAUUGGUACAGUAGACCUACUCUACAUCGGAUUGGCGUUUCGAAAUUUCUAUGUAUGUCAAGGUAUCCGGAGCAAGAGAGAGAGAGAGAGAGAGAGAAACAGACAGACAGAUAGACAGAGAUUGCGUGAAAAUAUGAUGCUUGUGAUGGCUUGCUGAUGCGUUUUGUCGCGUGCAUGUAGCAAGAAGCGUGCCCUUCGUGGAUAUCUCUUCUCUAUGCAUCAGGAAGCACGACGCACAGUGUUGCCAAGCAUAAGCGUUCACAGAACUUGGGCAUGUUUCGAAUAAGUGUUUCGAGACAAUUUACGUAAUACCUCGCGGAUCUCUCUCUUUUCCUACUUCUUCGUUCUCCUCUUUUCCAUUUUCCACCUGCACUUUUCUUCGUCUUCCUCCAAUUCCACUAGUCCGUUUCUCCUUCGCCGUAAUCGCGCGUGCGAGUUACGCUAAUCUCUCUCUCCUUCUCUCUCUCUCUCUCUCGUUCUCUCUCUCUCUCUCUCUCUCUCUUUCUCUUGGUUACUCCGUAUCCGAUCGCUCUUGAAGAGUAGUUUUCGAGAGAGGUGGACGAAUCGUUCUCUUCGAAGCGAGCACACCACCGCUCCUUGGUAUUUUUAGUACGACGAGAGAGUAUUUGGCGGGGCGCACCGAGUUUCGCCUUCUCCUUCUCCUUGUCGUCGCCGUCGCCGUCGCCGCCGCUACCACCGUCUUGGUCUUCAUCUUUAUGAACGGCCGAUGUUGUCCGUCCGUCAUCGUUAUCCCACUAAUUGUCGUGGUUAUAGUUUAGUGCUUUCCUCGGUGGCAUUCUUCCGUCUUUUGUGAUCGGCGUGCUCGCGCCUUUCCGCAGUGAUGUAUCUGCGUACACGAUCGUUUCGUCAGUUUUGGUAUCUUCGUAUUCGAUCGCUCUUGCGGUCACUCUUCUCUGGCACGACUUAGCCACUACGGCUCGAGCAUCAUGUCGCGCUGAGAUUGUAUCGCGAGAUCUAGGACGAUCUUGAAUGUUCCGUCAAGGGUCGAAUUGGUGGUUUUACGUAAUUCCUGAUCUGACAGUGGUUCCGGGCUAGUCCAAAUGUUCAUAUUCGCGCCACGCGACACCAUGUCGACCUCCCGACAGGACUCUGUCUCGCGACGGGGUCGUUUCGCGCGUUCGUCCACAACGACGAGCGUAACACAGAUGCUAAGCGACUCCUGCACGAGUCUUCUCCAGAAGUUGACUACGAGGGUACGUGGAAUGUCUGCACUUAAUGACCGCGACGUCAGCUCCACGACGAGGCGAUCACCUAUUGUCGGCCGACUGGGUAACACAAGAAGUCGCUUGGAGGACAAAUACAGCACGAUUUUAGAUAAGUAUUCCGGCAAGAGGCACGCCAACGAUUCGGAACGAAGCGCUCGCGGUUAUACGCGGAAACAAGAGCGAGAUCACAGCUAUUACCAUCGAGACGACAGUCCGUUUGUGCGCGACGACAAGACUCUAGAACCUUCGAUGACUCGUACCGUCAUCAAGAGUCCCACCAGCGUGCUUCUUAGCGAGAAAGCUUAUCCCUACGUGAGCUCCGCGAUAAGCCGAGAAUCCAGACGCGAGAAGACGCCCGCCUAUAACCGCACAGCUCGGCAAACUUUAUUGAAUUCGGAAGCUUAUCGCCGUUACGGCAGACACAAGUCCGGACAUGCGGAAACGCGCAAUCGGAAGGUGAGACCGCAUCGAAACGGCAAGAGCGAGCAGCUAGAAGCUCACUCGACGUCCCUGAGAUUGUCCCGACCAGUUAAGAUCGAACCAUUAACGUUCAUGGACAGCAAAGAGAUCAUGGUCGAUCCGGACAAGACACCAGUCGCCAACAGCAAUACGGAGAACCUCAAUGACGUCGCUCAGAAUGUUACGCGGAACGCGUACGAUGCGUUAACAGAGGAUGUGGAUCCGGCGAUCUCGAAUCGCGCGGCCAAGCGAAAGGAGAUACAAAGUUUAAUUCUGAAGUACGCUGCCAUGGAAGACACCUAUAGUAAAUUGGCAGCUGGCGGACAGGCGAGCGUAUUGCCCAGCACGACGGAUCUCAUCGCCAGCAAAUACAAGAAGACCAAUCACCACAGCAACCAGAAAGACGACGCAUCCAAGGGCACAGUAGCCCCGGGUAGCGCGAGCGCGAUUAGCGAGGUGGACACGAUCCACGACGCGAUCAGCCCACGACCGCCCUCCGUCGAGGACGACGAAGACGGCCACCUUGUAUACCAAUCCGGCGAUCUCCUGGCCAAUAGAUAUAAAGUACUGGCCACCCUAGGAGAGGGUACUUUUGGAAAAGUUGUCAAGGUUAAGGACUUGCAAAUGGAUCAUGUGAUGGCUUUGAAGAUUAUUAAAAACGUGGAAAAGUACAGGGAAGCAGCAAAGUUGGAGAUAAAUGCUCUUGAAAAGAUCGCUAAUAAGGAUCCGGAGGGUCAACAUCUAUGUGUAAAGAUGCUCGAUUGGUUCAAUUAUCACGGACACAUGUGCAUCGCAUUUGAAAUGCUUGGUCUGAGUGUUUUUGACUUCCUGAGGGAUAACAGUUACCAGCCCUAUCCGUUAGAACAUGUUAGACAUAUGGGCUAUCAACUUUGUUAUGCCGUAAAGUUCUUACAUGAUAAUAAACUCACGCAUACGGAUCUUAAACCGGAGAACAUUUUAUUCGUUGAUUCGGAUUACGACAGCACAUAUAACAACAAAAAGGUUUUUCUUUUUAAGCGGAGGGACAUGAGACGCGUGAAGCGAACUGACAUCAAACUUAUCGACUUUGGUAGCGCUACUUUCGAUCACGAACAUCAUAGUACAAUCGUUAGCACAAGACACUAUAGAGCACCCGAAGUGAUUCUAGAAUUAGGUUGGUCUCAACCCUGUGACGUUUGGUCCAUUGGUUGCAUCUUGUUCGAAUUAUACCUGGGCAUCACGUUAUUCCAAACGCAUGAUAAUCGCGAGCACCUGGCGAUGAUGGAACGCAUACUUGGCACGAUACCACAUCGCAUGGCUCGCAAAACUAAGACUAAGUACUUCUACCAUGGUAAACUGGAUUGGGACGACAAAAGUUCGGCCGGUAGAUACGUACGAGAUAAUUGCAAACCAUUACAUCGUUAUAUGCUGUCCGAUGAUGAAGAACAUCGUCAGCUGUUCGAUCUGGUUCAACGAAUGUUGGAGUACGAGCCCUCGCAACGUAUUACUCUGAAGGAUGCAUUGACUCAUUCGUUCUUCGACGCUUUACCAGCAUCCCAGAGAUUGCCUGACCCACGAGCAGCUGGUGAUUCUCAACAAUCUCACGAACGAUCACAUUCACUUUCUCGAUGAAGCUAGGAAAGGGACCGACCUCCGUGCUGGACAGACACUCCACUUUCAACGACACUACUGCCCUAUGUCUUCGUCUUAAUAUCAUUAAUUUUCAUGAAAACAUGUCUUUCGUAGUUACAAGAUCCGAUGAUGUGACGAUGUAACAUUGAUUUUGAAAAAUAGUGCGUGUAUGUGUGUAUAAAUACCGAUCAUUGGAAUUCUUUAUUUAAUCUGCACUUUACACUGAUUUAAUUUGGAACUGUAUACAUAGAGGAACUACACGUAGGAAAAGUAGUAGUGCCGUGGAACUUGGACUAAUAUAUAUAACGACGAGCGAUCAGAUCAUUACCCGUUGCCCGAUAAGCUUCCGGGUUCGCGUUUGUUUUUAUCGCAAUUGUCGAUCAUAAGACAGCGACGAGGUCCCUGUUACUGGCGCGCAAAGGCCAGUGUGUCUGCUCAGUGUAGCGUAACAGAGUCCCAAAAUUGUAAACAAUUUUUUAAAUGCUCUUCUGUACAUUUUUGUCCCUUAAAUUUAUUACAAUGUUAUUAUACGAUAUAAAUGAAUUUGGAAUAAAGAUCACUUUCGGGGUCUACAGUUCAUAAUCUGUUUAGAAUUGACGACCACGAAUGUGUUCUGACAGUAAGUAUCGGACUAGUGAAAAAAUAAAAUAGUUAUACGCGUACACGUCAAUAGAGUUGACAGAAAUUGAGAGGAAACGAUAGACGCGAGCGAGAAAGUGUGUGAAUAACGAUCACCACAAUUCAUCGUUGUGAAUUAUAUACAUCUUGAAAUGUAAGAAUACAUAAUUGUCUUAGAAAAUAUUCUCUCAAACAACUCUUUUCUUUUAUUCAUUUCUGAUAAGUCUAUCAUACAAAAUGACAUAAGUUGAAUAAGCAUAGUAUAAAGUCGUUGGAUUAAUAAGUAAUAUCUUAUGUAUGGUAAAUCAAUAUAGUAUCUUUAUGCUGAAUGGAGCGUCCGGUAGUAUUGUACUACUACAACUCGUGUCAUUUUGUGAAUGAUGGGUUAUACAUUGAAUUCGGGAAAAGAAUUCACAAAAUUCACAAAAUUUUUUGCGAGCAUCGCCUUGUAAAAAUUUUGGCCUAAUUAAGUAAUAUUUUU